UAUAGAUCUGUGGGUACCAUUAUUAUUGUGUUAUGAAAGAAAAUCAAAUAAAGAGGUUUGUUUUGAUUACCUGAGCAUCCUUUUUACAUUUGCACAUUUAAACUUUUUUUUAAAUCACAUAUUACUUGGUUACUGUAUCGUGAAGAUGAAUUUAUAAAGUGUAAAAAUUAUUCUAGCAGUAAUUGCUGUAAAGUGCUGCGUCAUUAGUCAUCUGACCGGAAGAGACUUCGUGUAUUUUAGCCGUGAUUUCCUUGUUUAUGUAUGCAUGCGAUGGUUAUAUUUUUUUAUGAAUUUACGUCCUUAACAACAACUGCAUAAUUCAGCUAAUAAACGCUGUGCAGUCGUUUUAAGUAAUACAUUAGUUCAUAGUAUUUCUAUGGCGGUAAUCAACGAAAGUUCCGUACGGAAAAUGCUGUCGAAGAUUUAUAAAUACAGGGAUCUGACCGCACGCGACAUAACAAUCGUCGCGUCUCACUAUAAAGAUCUUAAACCUGUGAUGGACAACUACGUGUUCAAUGAUGGCUCCACCAAAGAGCUGUUGAGUCUCACAGGAACAGUGCCAGUAAGCUACCGAGGAAAUGUGUACAACAUUCCCAUCUGCCUGUGGCUUCUGGACACGUAUCCCUACAACCCUCCCAUCUGUUUUGUCAAACCCACAAGUGCCAUGAUGAUAAAAACAGGGAAACAUGUUGAUGCCAAUGGAAAGAUUUACCUCCCAUACCUGCAUGAAUGGAAACCUCUCCAGUCUGAUUUGUUAGGACUGAUCCAGGUGAUGAUUGUGGUGUUUGGAGAGGAACCACCAGUUAUCUCACGGCCCACCACUCAGGCAUCUUACCCAGCAUUCCCAGCAGCAGGCCCACCUAAUUCUUCUUACAUGCCAAGCACACCAGGGUUGCCUUAUGGUCAAGGUCACUCUUCCAAUCCAGGUGGAUUUCAGGGCUACCCUUAUCCUGCAGUAGUCCCAGGAUACCCCACUACCUCAGGCUCCUCUCCCUACACCCCAGUGGGACCCACCCGUGAUGGUACCAUCGGAGAGGACACAAUCCGUGCAUCUUUGGUGUCUGCAGUCAGUGACAAGCUGCGCCGGCGGAUGAAAGAAGAGAUGGAUCGAGCACAGGCAGAGCUGGACACUCUGAAGAGGACAGAGGAGGACCUAAAGAGAGGCCACCAGAAGCUGGAGGAGAUGGUGACCAAACUAGACCUGGAGAUGGCUGAUGUGGAAAAAAACAUUGAUCUCCUUAAGCAGAGAGAUGAGGAGCUGACUGUUGCUCUGGAAAAAACGGAGAACCAGUCUGAGAACAAUGACAUUGAAGAUGUGAUUGUGCCCACUGCUCCCCUUUAUAAGCAGAUUCUGAACCUCUACGCUGAAGAAAACGCCGUAGAAGACACCAUCUUCUACUUGGGUGAAGCGUUACGCAAAGAUGUCAUUGACUUGGAUGUCUUUCUUAAGCAUGUGCGCCUUCUCUCCAGAAAACAGUUCCAGUUGAGAGCCCUGAUGCAGAAGGCCCGGAAAAUAGCAGGCCUCAAUGACCUGUACUGACCUGCCCAAAUAAAUCAUUCCCCCUCUCAGUUAUUACACAUGCACUCUAUGGCAAGCACCCUACCUUUUAUCCAAAAACAGGGGGUUUGGGACCCUCCUUUCCUCAAAUCACAGUCUUUCUAAGUACAGAAAGAUGUGAAAGGUGACUAAUACACCCAGGGCCAAAAUAUUCAAGUAUACAUUCAUAUCAUCAUUAUUACAAAUAACAAGUGCAUUGAAUAUAUCUUUAUAAUAAAAAAAUGAAGUGA
Messenger RNA from Carassius carassius (crucian carp), 1788 nucleotides. Its product is annotated as tumor susceptibility gene 101 protein-like. The coding region runs from base 377 to 1540 and encodes 387 amino acids. The record is from RefSeq and is a predicted model, not a curated record. Gene Ontology annotation, molecular function: ubiquitin binding. Gene Ontology annotation, biological process: endosome to lysosome transport; protein modification process; protein transport. Gene Ontology annotation, cellular component: ESCRT I complex. The transcript is spliced from 10 exons. NCBI's taxonomy places the organism in Eukaryota, Metazoa, Chordata, Actinopteri, Cypriniformes, Cyprinidae.